This is a messenger RNA of Macadamia integrifolia, 1208 nucleotides long. RefSeq names its product cytochrome P450 94A2-like. The record is from RefSeq and is a predicted model, not a curated record. NCBI's taxonomy places the organism in Eukaryota, Viridiplantae, Streptophyta, Magnoliopsida, Proteales, Proteaceae. Bases 98 to 1081 code for a protein of 327 amino acids. The transcript is spliced from 3 exons. Gene Ontology annotation, molecular function: monooxygenase activity; iron ion binding; heme binding.
UUCAAAGAUAAUUUUCUUAUAAAUUUACUACCCCACAAAGAAGGUUACAUUAAGAAUAAAACAGUUUUCAUAUCAAACCCACCAUUAAUCAGUGAUCAUGGUACAGCUUGAGCUUUUAACUUCCCUUCUCCUCUUCAUUCUUCUUCUUCUUUUUCUUCUCUUCAUCAAGACUUGCUUCACUUAUGCAAUUAAAAGCAACAAAUCAUCAUCUCCUCCAACAAAGUUGCCCAUAUCCUAUCCUUUAAUAGGCUCAAAUCUCACUCUAGUCGCAAACAUGGAGCGAUCCAAUCAAUGGAUCAUAAAGCUUCUUCAAAACACUACUGCAACUCAUAAUGGAACCAACAUCCUUGACCAAUCUCUUGGCUAUCCCCAACUCAUAACUACCAAUCCCCUUAACGUCCAACACAUUCUUAAGACGCAAUUCUACAUAUACCCAAAAGGUGAUAUCUUUCGAGAUGGCCUCUCUAGUUUUCUUGGUUCUGGAAUCUUUAAUGCCGAUGGAGAGAAAUGGAAGUUCCAAAGACAGAUCUCUAGCCAUGCUUUUAAUACCAAAUCUCUCCGAAAAUUCGUCGAGACAGCGGUGGAGGUCGAGCUCCAUAAUCGCCUUCUUCCUCUCCUCUCCAUGACCACUACUCAAAAAUCCGUUCUUGAUCUGCAAGACAUACUUCAGAGAUUUGCAUUUGAUAAUAUCUGCAAAAGUGCAUUUGGGUUUGACCCAAAUUAUCUUUCCCCUUCAUUCCCACAACCAGAAACAGAAUUUGCAGUCGCAUUUGAAGCAGCUACACUACUAAGUACUAUGCGAUUUGGUUCAAUAUUCCGAUGGAUAUGGAAAUUGAAAAGGGCACUCGAUAUUGGGUCUGAGAAGCAAUUGAGAAUAGCAGUUUUGUUCCAAGCAGGGCCAAGGAUUUGUUUAGGGAAAGCUAUGGCAUUCUUGCAGAUGAAGGGGGUGGUGGCCGGAGUUAUGAGACAGUUUAGGGUGGUGCCGGCGGAGAAUGGUUUUGAGCCGGUUUUUGUCGCUUACUUGACUCCCAAAAUGAAAGGAGGUUUCCCUGUGAGAAUUGAGGAGAGGGGUGGAGAGUAGAGACUUGCAGGUCAUAUAUAUUUGGUUAAUUAACCAGUGUUCUGGUUUUAAACUCAUAUGGGUCCUCCCCCACCCUCCCUUCCUUCCUUCCUUCCUUCCUUCCUUCCUUCCUUCCUUCUUCCUUCUU